GGGGGGAUUCAUAACUGCCCCCAAUUAAAAAAAAAUGUUUUGUCACAGAGCGACGGAUUGCGCAUAUUUGCUUUGCGCCUCGAAUACUUCUUUACGCCCCCGCCGUUUUUCAAUUAUUCUAAAUACAACAUCCCAUACCUACUGCCCCCCUCCCCAAGUUUUAAAAUUUCACUUUUUUUCUAGUGAUCGUUUGCGCCCCGAAUACCUUCAUUUGUGUCACGCCGUUUUCCAGUUAUUACUCCCUACCGUCCCUCUCAAUUUUUUACUAGAAAUGGUUUGCGUUUGGUUCGCGCUUGUUUGUGCCUUCAACACAUUCGUUUGCACCCCCGCCGUUCCUCAGUUAUUCCGAAUGCAAAAUUCCACGUCAACUUGGAAUACUGGGCGGACGCUAUGGAAGUAUUUGGAGUAACUGAAAAACGCCGUUGGCGCAAGCGAAGGUAUUUGGGGCGCUAACCAAUCGCAAACGAUCACUAGGGAAAAACGUCAAAUGGGGGGCAGUAUGGAACUGUAUAAUGGCAAUAACUAGAAAACCUGGUGGGAGGAGACCGGGAGGGUGGUAGGAAGGCCAGAUCGUAGCUUAGGGCCCAACGUCAUUACAGAAAGGUCGUAUUCUUGGGAAAAAUAUUUGCUAAUAUAAAAAUUUGCUUUUCCUAAAUUGUUUGUCAAUUGUCAGAUCUCAAAAUAUCCUCAUUCAUUCUGUAGUUUUUAAUUAAUUCCUCGAGUCCGUGGCAGACAAAACAACGUGGUUUCUCCAAACCUUUUUUACUCUAACUGAACGAAAUACAUGCUUCCUUAGGACCCCGGUUUUGUCGUUGAUGUUGCGUUGGUAAUUCGUCGUAUGCUCGAAGACAGCUCAAUGGUGGUGCGCAUCAAAGCGUCGUGGUCUCUGGGAAAUUUAAGCGACGCCCUAGUCCUAAACAAAGAAGAUUCUAACAAAGAGGAAAUUCCCGACCACGUCUUGCUGCAGCUGCUACAGAUCGCGAUCCAGGCCUCCAAAGAUAACGAUAAAAUCAAAGUAAACGCCGUUCGCGCCUUGGGAAAUCUCCUCCAGCUGGUGAACGGUGAGACGAUUAAGCAGGACGAUUUUAAAGUGGCGGUCGAGGAGGGAGUGGACGCGGUGAUACGAUGUUGCACGACUGGUACCAACAUGAAGUUGCGUUGGAACUCGUGCUACGCCGUCGGCAGAGCUUUGAAACUGGCGAAAUUUCCGAUCAACGAUUACAUACGAAAGGACUCGUUGUUUUGCUCGCUUGCCGAUCUCAUUUUGAGUUUUCCCAAUUUUAAGGUGCGAAUUAACGCGGCGUUAGCGCUCUCGUGUAUUAAUACGAGAGAAGGGUAUCAGAAUUACUUCGUGUUUGUGUGGGAGUCGCUGCUGAAAGCCUUGGAGAACACCCAGAAUAUAGAAGACUUCAGCGAAUACAAUCACCAAGAUCAUUUGGUGGACCAGAUAUGCCUCACACUGGGCCAUUUAACGACGUUACUAAGACCUGAAGACUUCGCGUUGAUCAACAGUAGCACUUAUCUGUACCUCGACUUAUUACAGCACCAAAUGCACAAAGUGUUAGAUAGGCUACUACCGGAGAGGUCGGCAGUUUUAUUAUCGGCGGCGACGCACUUGCGUUACAUGCACGUUGAAAGCUAUACCAGUGAACAACGGCAACUGUACUUGGAUUUACUAAAAGUCUAUACUAAUGAAUAGCUAUCUCUGAUUAAUAUUUUUACACAAAUAAAUUAUUUAUAUACUGUUA
Photinus pyralis (common eastern firefly) is the source of this 1748-nucleotide messenger RNA. RefSeq names its product HEAT repeat-containing protein 6-like. The transcript has 2 exons. Bases 839 to 1699 code for a protein of 286 amino acids. The record is from RefSeq and is a predicted model, not a curated record. Lineage: Eukaryota; Metazoa; Arthropoda; Insecta; Coleoptera; Lampyridae.